AUGCAAGAGGGCGUCAUUGACGUCAACGCUGGUGGGGAAGCCGUUGGUCGCUUCCAGGCGGAAGACGACAGUUGGAUCUUCGGCCCCACUUCGUUUUGGGAUGGCCCUCCGGGAGUCGUCAUCGGGGGAGCUGAGGAACGCAAUGCCCCAGCCCUUAUUUCUCAACGGUACGGUCUUGACGGUGCCGUGUGGGGUUACAGAAUCCCUGUCGAGAAACCGGGCAUUUAUGCGUGCAGCGUCCAUUUUGCAGAAACGGAUUCGGCAUCGUUUGCUGUAGGCGCGCGCAUAUUUGAUGUCCGAAUCAUGGACGAGGUUAUAACGGGAAUUGACGUCUACGAAGAAGCUGGGCCAGCGCGAUUUACGUCCGUUGUUAGAACAUUUACUGAUCUUAAGGUUGGGGAUGAGCUCUUCUUGGAAUUCACCCCUGUCAAAGGGGAUGCCUUUUUGUCGGCUCUCACAUGCGAAAAGACUGCGGAGCAUGGCUCUAACGAUCCGAUGGCGGUUAACAUCUCUGGUUCGGAAUCUCCGGAAGCUAGCCCGAUGAAUCUUGAUGCGUCCCCAGCGCUCGAAGAACCGGCCACAUUCGCGAGUCCAGGCGUGGACCCCAGUGUAAUCGCUUCACCAAUGGCAGAAUCUCCGUUUGAAGACAUGCCCCCCAGUCCUCUCGGGGAACUAGAGACUGCUGAUCCGUCGCCCAUCCCAACUGUGUCAGCAUCGAACAUCGUCACAGUCACACCCGACCCGGAUCCCACUCCUGAAGAUCCUGAGAGCAUUCUGGAACCGUCGCCUAUUGACCCUCUUAAUGGGCCCGUGGAGGGCACUACAAAUACGGCAACACCGGACAGUGAAUUGACUGCUGGGGACGGACAGCGUUCGGAAAAAUAUAGACUGCUAGGCUCUAUCUCAGACACAAGCAGUUUCACUCCCCAGAUGAAAGAAGUGUUGAUCGCCGAGAGUCAGACGUUUACCUCCAGCGAUUCAGAAUGGGCCAUGAUUCACUUGCAAGAAGAAACAAUUGAAGCCGUAACCCGUCAAGAGAAACUGCAACUCGUAACUCGCCAAGGCGCACGUGUUUAUCAGAUUGAUCUCCAAGCCCUUUAUCCAUCACCUGAAUAUGAGGAUGAAGUCCAGCGAUUUAAGGAAUUUGUAUCCGAAGGAAGGUUGACGUUAGCGUUGCAGAACAGAGGAAUUAGCAAUCUAGCAAUAAGUUUCGAAGAAGAACCCCCAGGCCAGAAUCCACCUAGUAAUUCGCCCGAAGCUUCCACUACAUCGACCUCCAAAGUUGUUGGCAUAGUCGUGGGAUGCGUUCUUGGUGUGCUUUUGGUUGUUGCAGUGGGUGUCUUCGUAAUAGUGCGAAGGAGCCACGGAAUCGAUGCGAGCCAGAAUGGAUUCGAUGCACCACCGCCUGCCAUGACAGAAUCUGAGAUAUCAUCGGUGAUGGAAAGAUCGGAAACAGCCGCGUCAGUCGAAUACUUGGACGAUGAUUCCACCUUCACUGCAGCCACAAGUCGGGCUGGCGAUCAUAUAGAUCAGGUUGCGUUUGACAAAGACGUUUUCGGUCGGGGAACAGCAACCGGGUCGCAUGGUGUAUCCUAAUGCGCAAGCGAGAGAUGUCCGGAAAGCUGUUUGACUAUUGGGAACCUAAAUCCCGCUUUUUUAACUGUAAAGGGAGAACUGCUCUCUCCUGUAGAUGUGGAGAAGUGCUCCUUGGAAGCUCGCUCUCUACAUGCAUUAACGAUAUUCAGAUGCUGCCCGCUUCUUCGCGAGUCUUUGACCUAGUCCCUUAGUCAUUGAUCCGGUGAUUCUUCUCUGUACAUUUCCUAUUGUUAUUCUCGAGAGACUAAUCGAUAAUUUCAUUCGAUAAAGAUUCCGAGACCGUGC
Messenger RNA from Chondrus crispus (carragheen), 1881 nucleotides. RefSeq lists its product as hypothetical. The transcript has 2 exons. NCBI's taxonomy places the organism in Eukaryota, Rhodophyta, Florideophyceae, Gigartinales, Gigartinaceae. Bases 1 to 1596 code for a protein of 531 amino acids. The record is from RefSeq and is a predicted model, not a curated record.